Messenger RNA from Amphimedon queenslandica, 1502 nucleotides. RefSeq lists its product as uncharacterized. NCBI's taxonomy places the organism in Eukaryota, Metazoa, Porifera, Demospongiae, Haplosclerida, Niphatidae. Bases 47 to 1417 code for a protein of 456 amino acids. The transcript is spliced from 3 exons. The record is from RefSeq and is a predicted model, not a curated record.
CUAUAUAAACUUGAAGGUUAGGGGGUGGAAUUUAAAAACCCUGACAAUGGCUGAACUAAUAGAGAAAGAACCUUUGAUAGGCCAAAAGAAAAAAAAAGAUCAUGCUAAUCAGAGACGCCUUCGAAGAAGAAGUAGAUCACCUGGUUGGGGAAAUGGAGAUGCUGCUGAAAGCGAUCUAAGUGAAAAUAGCUCAAGAGCUAGCUCUAUGAAAUCUGGAAAGUCAGAGUGUCCUACAGUUCAAGAUCUUGAUGCUGAAAUACAAAAUGGGCCUGAGCCAAGGGAUCCUGACUUAGUACCAAAUGAUAAAAUACUUCACCAAUAUCAAGAAGUACCACCACAACAAAGACCACCAGCAGUAAGGCUAAUAGUGGAUAAUGAAGAAAUCAUGUAUCCAUUUAAACGAGGCUGUUGCUUGGACUGUUGCACAAGGAAACUAUCAAACAACAGAAAGAAAUGCUCGGCUGUUGCUUUCUUCUUUGCUAUACUGUUCUUAGCAGGGUCAAUAGCAUGCUUAGUGCUUGUUACUAAGUACCCUGAAGUACUAACAGACACUACUGAAAACAUCACAUUGCACAUUCCACUGAAAAGUGCCAUAAAGCUCAAUCUUACUGACUACAACAUCAGUACCAUAAAGAGAGACAAGCUUAAAAUUGCUGUUGCAAACACUACAAAAAAAGAACACAAAGGUUUGAUAACAAUUGCUACAACUCACAACAGAGAGGAAUGCACUGAUGAAAAUGAGAUAACAAUGACUUACAAGUAUAAGAAAGGCUAUAAAGACUUCUUACGCUACUGGCCAUCAUCAAGUCAUGUAUCAGUAACAAUAUCCAUCCGUGACAAUGAUGAUAACCACAUCAUAGCUUGGAAAUGGGGCACUUUAAGUAAUCCUCCACCACUUGACCUUAAAUGUGAAGCACUAAACACGCAUGAUAAAUCUACAAAGACAGAGAUCAACCAAAGUAUCUUCUUUAAUAACAAACCAAGGGAUAUGAAUUAUAUCAGAGUAAUACUCUGCAAUAAAGCUGACACAGAAACAAUUGCUAAUAUCGAGAUAAAAGAAUGCAUUGCUUUGCCUAAUGAUCAGUUGUACAAGUAUAUCUAUAUUGAUGAUACUAAAGAGCCUAAGCCAGUUGAAGUGCAAUUUCAGGGUUUCUUCUCAGAAAUGCUAAAGCACUCGAUGCUAUACAUUGAUACACGUCACAUGAGCAGCUCAAAUAAUGAAGCUGAUAAGGAAAUCCAGCUAGAGCUCCAAAAUCAAACAAGCAGUAACCCUCUGAAAGAAAUAGUUAUAGCAAUAACUGUUAUAUUGUUUAUUGCAUCCAUUUUAUUUUUCUUACUAGGAUGCUUCUGUCUUUGCUGUUGCAGAAGGAAAGAAUUCUGUGGUUGUGGAGUGUAUUAUCAAAACAAAAGAGAUUGAGAAUUGAGAGUACAUGUACUUCUAUAGCUGUUAACUAGUAUUAAUGCUGAUUGUAAUAGUUUUUUAACAACAAUUAAUUAAUUAA